AUGAAAGCCAGCUUGGCUUAUGCCAUAUUAGCACUUUCAUACGUGCUAUCGUUUGUCUUUGCUGCAGCUCGAAUAGAAAAGGUCGAGACCCACCGACAACCGCAAGUCGAUUCCGCCGAAAAUAAUCAACUAGAAGUUCGCUCGGACUCUUCCAUACUUCCGUUAGAUGUGAGAUCCAUCAAGGAUUGGACUCUUGCUGACAUACUUCUUGUGAGUGAUAUUGAUGGUAAUCUUCAUGGUGUACGGAGGAGCACCGGAGAGCUUGUAUGGACGCUUCCACUAGAUGAUCCUUUGGUACGGAUUGCUACAAACAACACCAGAAAUAGUGAGAAUGUUAACUCGAAUGUUCUAUGGUUUGUGGAGCCGUAUCAAGACGGCACACUCUACUAUUUCAAUCCACGGUUCGGACUCAACAAGUUGCCUACCAGUAUCAAAGGGCUCGUGUUCGAGUCCCCAUUCUGCCUUAGCGGAGACGACAAAAUCUACACUGGGUCGAGAAGAACCUCCUUGUUCACAUUCAAUCUUUACACGGGCGAAGUUAAGUCUCAGUUUGGAGAAAACGACAAGUGCCCUAGUCCUUACAUCCAUUUAAAUUCUCCUCAAGGGUUCACUCCUAACCGAGGCCAUAGUAUCAUGAUGGGAAAAACCACAUACGAGCUCUCCAUUCACUCGAAGGCCAACGACGUGGUAUCGUGGAACGUGCUGUACGCCCAAUGGGGCCCAAACAACAUCGAUAAUGACCUCAUCUUACAAAACCAACAGAGUAAAGACGGCAUCUAUUUUACACCUUUCCAUGAUAAGUCACUUCUAGCCAUAAAUAAGGAGUUGGGAACACCCGUUUGGAUAGCAAAAUUACCACUGUUGGCUGUCAGCGUGUUCGAUGUCUUCACUAAGGCAGACGGCUCCGACUCGGUUGCUUUGCCCCAUCCACUUAAAGUGCUCAACGAUCUCCAAGCUAAAGCUGACGACUACUCGCUCAACAAUGACUUGUGCUUCAUCAAUAAAACUUCAAAUGGAGCUGAAUGGUUUGCCAUGAGCUACCGAAACUAUCCAACUUUGAUCAAAAGUGCUCCAGUUUCCCUCUACCAGAUGGCCCUUUAUGAUCUAUCUACAAAACCUCUUGACACCAUGAGCGACUCGCAAAUGAAAUACAUCGAACGCCUCAAAAAUCUCCAAUUGUUGAACCCUGGUUCUGCAGCCGAGGCCAAGCACGUUGAAGAGUUCAUUCGUGGUUCACACAGAGUACAUCAUCUCUCUGCCGACACUUUAUACCAACCAAUAUCAAGAUUUCAAAAUUUACAACGAGAAAAAAUCAAGCAAAUCGGCGACGGGAGGAAAGAACCAGCUAAAGAUGAAACCGAAAAGACUAUUCCAAACAUAAUAGAAGGGAUACGGUUUUCUAGUCAACAAGAAACCGUCAAUGCACACCUGCCAUCGGUUGUGGAAGAACCACCAAAAGCAGUCAUGGUUCUUGAUCGCACGUCUGAUAUUGCAUCCACGAUCAAAAAUCGUACAAAACCCGUGGCGAAGAGCUCUUUGGCAUUUAUCCAGCGCAUUGCCGAAGACAUAAUUGUUCUUUUGAUUUUACUUGCUGUAAUCAUGAUGUUCAACAGAGCAGGUAAACUCAAUCUCAACAUCAGUUCCGAGCAACAGGUUGAGCUUGAAAAGUCUCGUGGAGAAGAUAGAAUCGAGGAGAUCAAUGGCUCGAUCAACGACACCGCUAUUGCUGAAGAUUUGAAAUCUGAGAGCGAAGAAAAAAUCACAGUGAAUGAGGCUGAUAUGGAGGAAAGUUCAUCUCAAGACAAUUUGAGCGACGACAAGAAGAUCAAACGAGUUACCAUUGUUACUCCAAAUGAUAAGUUAGAGUCAAGUGAUUCCAAUGUGGCUGUAGAUGCCACCAUCACAAAAGACUUGGACUUGAGUGAGGACGCCGAAGAUGAGCAGAACGAUAAUUCUGGCCAAGAAAGCAACUCAACGACAAAGAAAAAGCGCAAAAGAGGUAGUCGUGGAGGCAAGCGUGGAAAAGGCAAAAACCAGAACAAUGUGGAAACCAUCUCUCCUGAAAAUAGUACCCGGAAUGAGGGCGAGGAUUUGGUAGAUGAUGGAGCCAUCUCAACAACAAGUUUGAUUAAAACAAUGCCUGAACCUACUAGCAACUCGUUGAAACGGCUCCACAUCGAAAAGAAUCUUGUCAUUACCGAUAAAAUCUUGGGUUAUGGUUCUCAUGGUACUGUCGUUUACCAAGGUACAUUUGAGAAUAGACCUGUUGCGGUGAAGCGUAUGUUACUUGAUUUCUAUGACAUUGCAAACCAUGAGGUGAGUCUUUUGCAAGAAAGUGACGACCACCCCAAUGUGAUACGGUAUUUCUGCUCUCAGCUGAGCGAAUCGGAAAAGUUUCUUUACAUUGCAUUGGAAUUGUGUCGCUGCUCACUCGAAGAUGUCAUUGAAAAGAGGAAGUAUGCCACUCAAUUUCCACUCGUGGAUAUGGCUACGGUUUCUACUGUGUUGCUCCAGCUUGCAAGCGGUUUGCAUUAUUUGCACUCGCUCAAGAUUGUUCACAGAGAUUUGAAGCCGCAAAACAUUUUGGUUGGUGAAACUAAAAACGCCAGAACCAAAGGCAAGCCAGACCCAAAUAGCAAUGUGAGGUUGCUCAUAUCUGAUUUCGGGCUCUGUAAAAAGUUGGAUGCAGAUCAAUCCUCGUUUAGAGCAACCAGCCAUCAUGCUGCUCUGGGAACCACUGGUUGGAGAGCCCCAGAGCUCAUGUUGCACGGCAACUUACUGGAAAUUUCACCCGAGACGGUGGCAGCGUCACAAACCGAAAUCAAUAAGGCACUAACAAACCAGGAAACUAGGCUAACAAAAGCCAUUGAUAUUUUUUCGCUUGGGUGUGUUUUUUUCUAUGUAAUGACCGGUGGGGGCCACCCAUUCGGCGAUCGGUAUAUGCGGGAAGCUAAUAUUAUCACUGGCGAAUACGAUCUCAGUCGUUUGCAAAAAAUUGACCCAUACAACUACGCAGAGCUGUCUCAUUUGAUUGCAUGUAUGAUCGAGCGAAAUCCAAGCUUGAGAUUAGAUACUGCUGGGAUCAUGAUGCAUCCAUAUUUCUGGAAACCAGCGAAAAAAUUAGAGUUUUUGCUCAAGGUAAGCGAUCGGUUUGAAGUUGAAAGACGUGAUCCUCCAAGUGACCUCUUGUUAGUUCUUGAGCUGUCGGCCAUCAAAGUGCAUGGAGGAAAUUGGCAUAAAAGAUUUGACCAAGCAUUCAUGGAUAAUCUUGGCAAAUAUAGAAAAUACUUUCCAGACAAAUUGAUGGAUCUCUUGCGUGCCAUGCGGAACAAGUACCAUCAUUUCAAUGAUAUGCCUGAUUCUUUGAAGGAGCAAAUGAGUCCAUUGCCAGACGGGUUUUACAAGUAUUUCAAUGAAAGAUUUCCGCAUUUACUUAUGGAAAUCUUUUUCAUCGUCGAAAAGCAUUUGAAGCAUGAGCAUGUGUUUAAUGACUUUUACGUGCAACAGCAUUAA
Messenger RNA from Meyerozyma guilliermondii ATCC 6260, 3513 nucleotides. It is a transcript of the gene IRE1, whose product is annotated as bifunctional endoribonuclease/protein kinase. Gene Ontology annotation, molecular function: protein serine/threonine kinase activity; ATP binding; RNA endonuclease activity. Bases 1 to 3513 code for a protein of 1170 amino acids. Gene Ontology annotation, biological process: protein phosphorylation; intrinsic apoptotic signaling pathway in response to endoplasmic reticulum stress; mRNA processing. NCBI's taxonomy places the organism in Eukaryota, Fungi, Ascomycota, Pichiomycetes, Serinales, Debaryomycetaceae. Gene Ontology annotation, cellular component: IRE1-TRAF2-ASK1 complex. The record is from RefSeq and is a predicted model, not a curated record. The transcript has a single exon.